CGGACGCAGCCGACGCGGUAAACAUGAUUACGACGCGAUCUCGUGGCGUAUUUGGCACCGGUUUUCUGAUAGCGCUUACGAUCGCAAUUUUGCCGCAUGCAGACCUUGCCGCGGGAACGGGCGGAGGAGGAAUGUUUGGUGAUGUCAACAUUUCCGCCAUAUUGGAUUCUCUGAGUGUAAGCUAUGACAAGAGAGUCAGACCAAAUUACGGAGGACCGCCAGUGGAUGUGGGAGUCACCAUGUACGUGCUUUCCAUCAGCUCUCUGUCUGAAGUGAAAAUGGAUUUUACACUGGACUUCUACUUCAGACAGUUUUGGACGGACCCCAGGCUGGCUUACAAGAAACGGACAGGAGUCGAAACAUUGUCCGUUGGUUCGGAAUUUAUUAAAAAUAUAUGGGUACCUGAUACUUUCUUCGUUAAUGAAAAACAGUCUUACUUCCACAUUGCGACUACAAGCAACGAAUUUAUUCGUAUACAUCAUUCUGGAUCUAUAACACGUAGUAUAAGGUUGACCAUUACUGCUUCUUGUCCUAUGGACUUGCAGUACUUUCCUAUGGACCGUCAAUUAUGCAACAUCGAAAUCGAAAGUUUUGGCUACACCAUGAGGGACAUCCGAUACAAGUGGAACGAAGGUCCUAAUUCUGUGGGCGUGUCCAGCGAGGUAUCUCUGCCGCAGUUCAAGGUGCUGGGUCAUCGCCAACGAGCAAUGGAGAUCUCCCUUACCACAGGAAAUUAUUCGAGGUUGGCGUGUGAGAUUCAGUUCGUGCGGUCCAUGGGAUACUAUUUAAUACAGAUUUACAUUCCGUCUGGUUUGAUUGUGAUUAUCUCAUGGGUGUCUUUCUGGUUGAAUCGAAAUGCGACUCCGGCUAGAGUGUCGCUGGGAGUCACCACUGUCCUCACGAUGACUACACUUAUGUCCUCCACUAAUGCAGCUCUACCUAAGAUUUCGUACGUGAAGUCCAUCGACGUCUACCUGGGCACCUGCUUCGUAAUGGUCUUCGCUAGUCUACUAGAAUAUGCGACUGUUGGAUACAUGGCAAAACGUAUACAGAUGAGGAAGCAAAGAUUCACUGCUGUUCACAAAAUCGGUGACAAGAAACCUGGAGAAAUAAUGCCUGGACCUUCUGAACCAAUGCCUCCUCCAAGGACUAGCACUCUAUCCAGACCAAUGCCGCCUAGCCGCUCCACGGAAAUUCGAUUCAAGGCUCACGAUUCCAAAGCUUAUUCUAAAGGCGCCACGUUGGAAAAUACUAUUAAUGGAUCUCGAGCUGCUAUUGCUCCACCACCUGUUCCUGGCCCACCAAUUGAUGAGGAAGCUGGCACACCCGCCCAUAUGAUGCAAACUCCAAAGGGAAUGAACAAACUUAUGGGGACCACACCAUCGGACAUCGACAAGUACUCUCGCAUCGUGUUUCCCGUCUGCUUCGUCUGCUUUAAUCUCAUGUACUGGAUCAUUUACCUGCAUGUUUCUGACGUGGUUGCUGAUGAUUUGGUACUACUUGGCGAGGAAUAAAU
Achroia grisella is the source of this 1516-nucleotide messenger RNA. RefSeq names its product gamma-aminobutyric acid receptor subunit beta-like (gene RDL2). NCBI's taxonomy places the organism in Eukaryota, Metazoa, Arthropoda, Insecta, Lepidoptera, Pyralidae. The record is from RefSeq and is a predicted model, not a curated record. Gene Ontology annotation, biological process: chemical synaptic transmission; regulation of membrane potential; signal transduction. Gene Ontology annotation, cellular component: membrane; synapse; neuron projection. Gene Ontology annotation, molecular function: neurotransmitter receptor activity; extracellular ligand-gated monoatomic ion channel activity; chloride channel activity. The coding region runs from base 24 to 1514 and encodes 496 amino acids. The transcript has 10 exons.